UCAUAACAUACCCGACCCUCUUCCCUAGAACUAGGAGAUAGGGAAGUUGUCUGACAAUAAUUAGCCAGCAUAAAUACUUUUUAGGUCACGAGAAAAUAGAUAUGCAGUUCUUAAAUAGGUGUGGUGUAUAGGUGUAGUAUAAGUUACCUUUAAAUAUCCUACACUUCCCACAGGAUCUAAAAAAAAACUCGAAGUCGCCUUCUAAGCUUGGGAAAGCGGUGCCUUCUACGCUACAACCAGACUCAUCUCCUUGUCACUAUGCCGUUCCCCUUUGGGAAGUCUCAGAAGAACCCUGCGGAGAUUGUGAAGAGUCUGAAGGAGAACGUAGCUUACUUGGAAAAGCUGGAUGCGGCAGAAAGCAAAAAAUGUGAAAAGGUUGCAGAGGAGGUGUCUAAGAACCUAUCAUCUCUGAAAGAGGUGCUGUGUGGUUCAGGGGACAAGGAGCCCCAAACGGAGGCUGUGGCCCAACUUGCCCAGGAGCUGUACAACACCAACCUCCUCAUUGCUCUCAUCGCAAACCUGCAGAGGAUUGAUUUUGAGGGAAAGAAGGAUGUGGUGCAUCUGUUCAGCAACAUUGUGCGGCGCCAGAUUGGCACCCGUACGCCCACGGUUGAGUAUAUCUCCUCACACCCACAGAUCCUCUUCAUGCUGCUGAAAGGGUACGAGAGUGCAGAGGUGGCUCUGAACUGUGGGGUGAUGUUAAGGGAGAGCCUGCGUCAUGAGCCCCUGGCCCGCACAAUUCUCUUCUCGGAAGACUUCUACUGCUUCUUCCGCUAUGUAGAGUUCUCCACCUUUGACAUCGCCUCAGACGCUUUUGCUUCGUUCAAGGAUCUUCUCACGAGACACAAGAUUAUGUGUGCAGAUUUUCUGGAGACCAAUUAUGACCGGGUGUUUACAGAAUAUGAGAAGCUACUGCAUUCCGAGAAUUAUGUCACCAAACGGCAGUCCCUAAAGCUCCUGGGAGAGCUUCUUCUGGACAGACACAACUUCACUGUGAUGACCAAGUACAUCAGCCGGGCUGAGAACUUGAAGCUGAUGAUGAACAUGCUGAGAGACAACAGCCGCAACAUCCAGUUUGAGGCCUUCCACGUCUUCAAGGUGUUUGUGGCCAACCCCAACAAGACCCAGCCGGUGCUGGACAUCCUGCUGAAGAAUCAGGCCAAGCUGGUGGACUUCCUGAGCCGUUUCCAGAGAGACCGCUCCGAGGACGAGCAGUUCUGCGACGAGAAGAUUUACCUGAUCAAGCAGAUCCGUGACCUGAAGAGGCCCACAGCACCAGAGGAGGCAUGAGGGAGACAGGCAGGGGGACAGCACCAGAGGAGGAAUGAGGGGACAGCACCAGAGGAAGCAUGAGGGAGACAAUCAGGGGGACAGCACCAGAGGAGGCAUGAGGGGACAGGCAGGGGGACAGCGCCAAAGCACAGGUAGUGGUGAUGCUAGUGAUUUUGGUUGGGGCCUUGGAGUAUUCAGAGAGAGAAUGAUAGUGAGAGAAGCAUAUUUAACUAGAUUCCAUUACUCUGCCCUUCUCUUAACUUCAAACAUAGGAACAAUAUACUGUACAAAGCCCCCCCACACACACGCAACAGGAGUGACCUGAGAACUGUUAGUUAAACCAUAGAUCUAUUUCAGCCAGCAGGUAUGAAAUCAAUGCACUUAGUCAGAUGAUGGUAUAUUGGACCUUAAACACACCAUUAGCCUCUUUAAUAAGCACAGUAGCACACCUGAGCAAUUUCCUGGGAAAUCAGGAUGAGUGGUCCACAAAACGGAAUACACUCUCCCCGACACAGAAUCCCCAAACCUUACAGGAACUUUGAAAUGGAUUUGUAAGCUUUUAAAGACAGAUGUCCUAUAUGAUAUUUUAGGGAUUAGAAUAUAAAAAUAAAGAUUAUUUUGCUGGGGUUAUUCAGUUAACAUUUAUUUUGUAGUGGUCUUGUUUCUGACACCAUACUUAACUAAUUCCAUAAUAUGUUGGUUUAUUGCUUAGCUUUGGAUAGACUCUUGGGUCAGAGUAGGUCAUUGUAAUCUUUAGUUGAUAACACGGUAAUUAUCUUCAAUCCAUCUCCUAAUGACAAACCCUGACAGUGGAAGGCUCAAAGACGUGAGUCCGCAGCAACUGUUGUCCUAAUAGGGGCCAUCCAUCAGAGAUGACAGUAAAAAAAAACUAUGAAAACAUGAAUCAACGAUAUGAUAGUAGGGCCCAGGCUAGUGGACUAUAAUAGAACCUACAGAUGGUUUUAGUAGGGCCCAGGCUAGUGGACUAUAAUAGAACCUACAGAUGGUUUUAGUAGGGCCCAGGCUAGUGGACUAUAAUAUAACCUACAGGUGGUUUUAGUAGGGGCCAGGCUAGUGGACUAUAAUAGAACCUACAGAAGGUUUUAGUAGGGGCCAGGCUAGUGGACUAUAAUAGAACCUACAGAUGGUUUUAGUAGGGGCCAGGCUAGUGGACUAUAAUAGAACCUACAGAUUGUUUUAGGGGCCAGGCUAGUGGACUAUAAUGGACCUACAGAAGGUUUUACUAGGGCCCAGGCUAGUGGACUAUAAUAGAACCUACAGAUGGUUUUAGUAGGGCCCAGGCUAGUGGACUAUAAUCGACCUACAGGUGGUUUUAGUAGGGCCCAGGCUAGUGGACUAUAAUAGAACCUACAGAUGGUUUUAGUAGGGCCCAGGCUAGUGGACUAUAAUGGACCUACAGGUGGUUUUAGUAGGGGCCAGGCUAGUGGACUAUAAUAGAACCUACAGAUGGUUUUACUAGGGCCCAGGCUAGUGGACUAUAAUGGACCUACAGGUGGUUUUAGUAGGGCCCAGGCUAGUGGACUAUAAUAGAACCUACAGAAGGUUUUACUAGGGCCCAGGCUAGUGGACUAUAAUGGACCUACAGGUGGUUUUAGUAGGGCCCAGGCUAGUGGACUAUAAUAGAACCUACAGAUGGUUUUACUAGGGCCCAGGCGAGUGGACUAUAAUAGAACCUACAGAUGGUUUUAGUAGGGCCCAGGCUAGUGGACUAUAAUGGACCUACAGGUGGUUUUAGUAGGGGCCAGGCUAGUGGACUAUAAUAGAACCUACAGAAGGUUUUACUAGGGCCCAGGCUAGUGGACUAUAAUAGAACCUACAGAUGGUUUUAGUAGGGCCCAGGCUAGUGGACUAUAAUAGAACCUAAAGAUGGUUUAAGUAGGACCCAGGCUAGUGGACUAUAAUAGAACCUAAAGAUGGUUUAAGUAGGGCCCAGGCUAGUGGACUAUAAUAGAACCUAAAGAUGGUUUAAGUAGGGCCCAGGCUAGUGGACUAUAAUAGAACCUAAAGAUGGUUUAAGUAGGGCCCAGGCUAGUGGACUAUAAUAGAACCUAAAGAUGGUUUAAGUAGGGCCCAGGUUAGUGGACUAUAAUAGAACCUAAAGAUGGUUUUAGUAGGGCCCAGUCUAGUGGACUAUAAUGGACCUACAGAAGGUUUUAGUAGGGGCCAGGCUAGUGGACUAUAAUAGAACCUAAAGAUGGUUUUAGUAGGGCCCAGGCUAGUGGACUAUAAUAGAACCUACAGAUGGUUUUAGUAGGGCCCAGGCUAGGCUGCAGGGUGAUCUUAGGCAGCCAUCCAUUCUUUAGUCUGAUUGAUCCCAAUGAUUGCACUCUUUUUUAAAUGUUUCUCCUGGCACGGACGCUUGCUAGUUUUCAUGUGCAGUUAGGAACUGGUGUAAGUUAGGAAGGUGUUUUUUAUUUUAGAAAUGAUCACUAAAUAAUAUUAAGAUGAGAUGUACCCCCCAACAAUAUUACUAAUACAUAGUAUCUAUGUGACGAGUAAUACAAUACGAAAGUAACACUGUACUGUUUAAGAGGAGCCAAAUCUGCCCAGUCCUGAUACUCUAGUAAACAUGGGCUUACUGUGAGCUGCAUGCUGCUUCUCAGGGCUUCUCUCAGGCAGCCAGACGCACUGGUCAAGAAUCCACAGAAUGCACAUAAUGAUCGACACCGUCAAACUUAAACGAGCCAAUUCGGAUGAAGUAUGUUCUAUCAAUUGCACCUAAAUUGGCCACUCCUCAAUUCUCUACUCAAGUUUAGGACCUAUCAAUACCUCAAUCAAUAAUUACGUUGUAUGUUGUCCAGAUGAACUACAAAAUGGGAUUCUCGUGAAAUAACAGCAUUUUGCCUUACCUAGUGUCACUUAAAUUGCAUAACAGAUUACAAAAAAAUAUGGUGUCUGCACAAUUUUCUAGUAUAUACCUCAUGGGGUUUUGAGUUCAUAAGGGCUGAUUUCUCUACUUUCCUUGACAAUAUAUUUUGGACAAAGAGCAGUGGUUUGUAUUAUACAUGCUAAAUAUGUCAAUGGUUUUGUUUUAACUUCAACAGGGAGUGGGACCUGGUUUUCUUUAAGGGGAAAACCAGAAUCUUCUAAUGAAAUGUAUUAGUUGUGUGCCUCACAUUUCAAUUCAUAUUGAAUAAGAGGACACACAAGUAUGAAUGUUGCCUUACUUUCAGAAUUGCAAUUUGAUUGGGAAGACCAUGUAUGUGGAGCUAUAGACCUCUCCAAUCUUCUUAAUCAAAGGUAGUAUAAGGGGCAGUGCUUGACUUGACUGAGAUGGGUGGCAGUACUCAUUUUGGGUGCUGGUUCUGUUUACAUUUAGAUGCAGGAGCUCCUCAAUACUUUUGAGCUAAUAUUCUGUAAGAGGAACAGGAGCUCAAGCAGUAGAAAACUUGAGGUGCUGGCAUUUAUACUCCGGUUAGCUCCUGCCCAAGUCGAGCACUGAUGAGGGGGGGGGGAAAUAAUGUAUUUCAAGUCCCAAAAAACGCCAACUUCACAGGCCCAGAUUAAAUUAUUAACUGCAAAUGUGAUUUAUUGAAUAUAGAUAAACCUUGAAUGGAAUACAUAUGAACUAUUCCAGGACUUUUUACCAAAAGUGCAAUUCAGUCCAGUAGUAUUGUAGGCUUAAUCCCGUUCAUUGUAAUCAGCCCACAGUCUGUUAUUUAUAUGAAUUCCAGAGCACCUGUUUUGUGGUAGACCAAGCAUUAAUGUUUUAUCAAAACUUUAAACUGAAUAAUUUAUUGGAGGAAAUCAAAUAUAAAGCAAAACAUUUCUGAUAAUUUUCAGACUUGUGGUUAUUUGGCUAGUAUAAUAACUCAAUGACAACAUACAAAAAUGUUCAAGAUUUGUCAAGGCUAAAUUAUUUUUUGGGUGAUUCAGAAUUUGAACUGUAAAAUGUAUGUUGUGCUUGACCUUUUUCACUGUGUUGCCUUCCUUUUUUUCCCCAAUUUUUGAUUAUUUUCUUUAUUUACUGUGGGAGAGGAUUAAAUGUGUACAUAGCUUAAUUUUAAAAGGUGAAAGUGUGGAAGCAUAUAUAAAAAUAAAAUUAAGACAUC
This is a messenger RNA of Oncorhynchus mykiss (rainbow trout), 5345 nucleotides long. It is a transcript of the gene cab39l1, whose product is annotated as calcium binding protein 39, like 1. The record is from RefSeq and is a predicted model, not a curated record. Gene Ontology annotation, molecular function: protein serine/threonine kinase activator activity. Lineage: Eukaryota; Metazoa; Chordata; Actinopteri; Salmoniformes; Salmonidae. Gene Ontology annotation, biological process: intracellular signal transduction.